Pestalotiopsis fici W106-1 is the source of this 1191-nucleotide messenger RNA. RefSeq lists its product as uncharacterized. Gene Ontology annotation, biological process: L-phenylalanine catabolic process; homogentisate catabolic process; L-tyrosine catabolic process. The transcript is spliced from 3 exons. Gene Ontology annotation, molecular function: fumarylacetoacetase activity. Bases 1 to 1191 code for a protein of 396 amino acids. NCBI's taxonomy places the organism in Eukaryota, Fungi, Ascomycota, Sordariomycetes, Amphisphaeriales, Sporocadaceae. The record is from RefSeq and is a predicted model, not a curated record.
AUGGCAUACUCGGACCACUUUUCGCUUGCCAAUAUCCCAUAUGGUAUCGCAAGCACCGUUGGUGACGCCCACCGGGAGAGAGCAGUAGUCACCCGGCUAGCAGACAAGGUUGUGUUUCUAUCCGAUCUGACUUUGGACGUUACCGAUCAAGUCAAAUCAGCCCUCAAACAAUGCACACUCAACGACCUUGCUGGUUUAAGCAAACCAGAACUACAGCAGCUCAGAAAGCAAUUGGGAUCGAUUCUGGCUGACAAGGCGGUCCUGGACAAAUAUGGAUUUAAAUUAGAAGACGUCGAACUUCAUUUACCCAUCAAGGUCGCCGGGUUCACGGACUUUUCCUGCUCAAAAGAACAUGUCUUGAACGCUGGAGAGGCCGUCUUUGGAAAACGUUCAAUGCCACCAGCGUUUCUCCACUAUCCAGUCGGCUAUUCAGGAACCUCUUCGACAAUUGUCGUGUCGGGUACACCAGUACAGAGGCCCAAUGGAAUGUACCGAGCUGGCGAGACGGUGGAGUUUGGGGCUAGCAGAGCCAUGGACUAUGAGCUUGAAUUCGCUGCCAUUGUAGGCAAGCCUACCAAGAUGGGCGAGAGCGUCAAGCUCGAGGAUGCGGAUGAUCACAUUUUUGGUCUGGUCUUGCUCAACGACUGGAGUGCCCGCGAUAUCCAAGGUCUCGAGAUGGUUCCACUCGGACCGAUGAACGGAAAGAGCUUCUCCACCUCGAUAUCUCCAUGGGUCAUUCCGCUGGAUGCCCUGGAGCCAUUUGCGACGGAGGCUCCCGCCAAAGAAAUCCCGGCGCCGGUGUUCCUUCACGAAAAGAAGGCAAAGCCGAGCUACAACAUCAAGCUCGAGGCGGAGCUCCUUCGGGAUGGCACAUCGACCAAACUAUGCACGGCCAAUGUUUCCUGGAUGUACUGGACCUUUCGAGACUUGGUGGUGCAAAAGACUGUCAAUGGCUGCAAUCUCAACACGGGUGACGUUCUCGCAACCGGCACCGUUUCCGGCGUUGGCGAUGAUGAGCAUGGCUGUUUGUUGGAGAUGACCAAGGGCGGCAAGGUCGAGUUUGCCCUGUCGGACGGAGCAAAGAGAACAUAUCUACAGGAUGGAGAUGGUGUGCGGAUGACGGCAUUUUGUGGUGAUGGUGUUGGCUUUGGUGAAUGUACUGGCUUCAUCACCCCAGCCAAGCCAUUAUAG